This is a messenger RNA of Hevea brasiliensis (rubber tree), 4981 nucleotides long. RefSeq lists its product as uncharacterized. The transcript is spliced from 18 exons. Lineage: Eukaryota; Viridiplantae; Streptophyta; Magnoliopsida; Malpighiales; Euphorbiaceae. Bases 323 to 3955 code for a protein of 1210 amino acids. The record is from RefSeq and is a predicted model, not a curated record.
CUAAUACAAACCCAUAAAUCCCUCUCUCUCUCUCUCUCUCUCUCUCUGUAUAUAUACACAGAGGCAAUGCUCAAAUUUAAGAAUUAAUUAAUUAAAAAUAAAAACCAUUGUUAAUGUUUCUGCAUCUUGAAUAAAUACGUCGCUCUCAAAUCUCUUUCUAGCUUCAACAGACACAGGGCAAAAUCCACUUUCAAUUUCGAUUCUCUGUUCAAAUGUGGAGUCUUCGUCUACGUACGGACUUCGUAGAGUUCCUUUUGCAGCCCUAAAACUGACAUCUGUUGCUUUGAGCGCACAAACACACAGAGAUUCCGCCACCUCUUCAAUGUCUUCUACCUUCAGUCCUUCCCGGAACAGCCACGGCAGUUCCCGGCUGCAGCUGCACCAGCUCGCCGCUUUUGGUAGCGCUUCUCGCCUGAGAUCAUCUUCUCUCAAGAAGCCUCCCGAGCCCCUCCGCCAUGCCAUCGCUGAUUGCCUCUCAUCCGCUGCUGCUUCUGCCGUCGCCAUCUCUCACCAUGGGAAUCCCUCCGUCGCUGUCACUGAAGCUUCUAGAACUCUUCGCGAUUAUCUUGCAUCACCUGCAACAACUGAUCUGGCUUAUAUUGUAAUUUUAGAACAUACAAUUGCUGAAAGGGAGCGCAGCCCAGCGGUUGUUGCAAGGUGUGUGGCACUUUUGAAGCGGUACCUUCUACGAUAUAAACCUAGUGAAGAGACACUACUUCAGAUUGAUCGGUUUUGUGUGUGCACAAUUGCUGAGUGUGAUACGAGUUCAAAUAGAUGGUCAUCACCAUGGUCACGAUCUAUGAAUCAACAGUCCGUUGUGUCAGCAGCUUCUACAAAUUCUUCACCUUCUUUGCCUGUAUCUAGUUUUGCUUCUGGGGCACUUGUAAAGUCAUUAAAUUAUGUGCGUUCCCUAGUGGCUAAAUAUGUAACCAAGCGGUCAUUCCAACCAGCAGCUUUUGCCGGAGCUCGCUCUGCAUCAAGACAGUCACUUCCAUCACUGUCAUCUUUGUUGAGUAGAUCCUUUAAUUCUCAGUUAAGCCCUGCUAAUGCUGGAGAAUCUUCAGAGAAGAAAGAUGCUACCAACUUACCUAUUUCAAAUUUGUCAAAUUUUGAAAAAGUUGACGCAAGAGAAGACCUGGAUUAUAUUGCUGCUGAUGUUUUGAAGUGGUAUUGGGUUGCGGAACAUUCGUUAUCAUUUCUUUCUGCUGAAAAUGGCCGUUCUGUGGACCUCCAAGAUAUGAGCAUACGUAAUUUUCUAGAAUUAGGUGCUGCAGCUCUGCUCGUAGGAGACAUGGAAGCCAAAAUGAAGGGUCAGCCUUGGAAAUAUUUUGGAACUGCUGAUAUGCCAUAUCUUGAUCAACUGUUGCAGCCCUCAUCAUUUACAACGGUCACUAAUUCGGCCUCUGCUCGUUCUCAUUUGAGAGCAAUAACUGCAUCUAAACGCAGUAAAUCAGGACCUCGGCAAAUUUGGGAGGAUUCUCCUGCAAGCACAUUUCGCACACGUGCUCGACCACUGUUCCAGUAUCGCCACUACAGUGAACAGCAACCUUUACGACUGAAUCCUGCUGAGGUAUGCGAGGUCAUUGCUGCUGUUAGUUCCGAGACAUAUUCUCCGACUGCUAAUAAUUUCACCAUAUCAUCUAGACUAAGUAAUAACAGUGGAAAGCCAUCAAUGGAUGUGGCUGUGAGCGUCCUUAUUAAACUUGUCAUUGAUAUGUAUGUAGUGGACUCUGGGACUGCUGCCCCCCUAACUCUGUCCAUGCUUGAGGAAAUGCUUAGUUCUCCAAAAGCAACUUGUAGGGUUCGUGCUUUUGAUUUGAUUCUGAACCUUGGUGUCCAUGGUCAUUUACUGGAACCAAUGAUGGUGGAUGGUACUUCCACAAUUAAAGAAGAGUACUCACAAGAGGCAUUUGCUGAUACCGAUGAGCAACUUGCAGCACAGGAGAAUAGAAAAGCAGAUUCUGUUAACAAGUUGGGCUGUUUGUCAGCUAUUGAUAACUUUGAGUCUUGGAUUUUAAACAUUUUGUAUGAGAUACUUCUUCUUCUUGUCCAGACUGAGGAGAAGGAAGAAUCUGUCUGGGCUUCUGCUUUGAGCUGUUUACUUUAUUUUGUUUGUGAUAGAGGCAAAAUCUUGAGAAACCGGUUAGAAGGCCUUGACAUAAGGGUUAUUAAGACACUUAUAGAGAUUAGCAGGGUAAAUUCUUGGGCAGAAUUAGUUCACAGCAGGCUUGUUUGCAUGUUAACAAAUAUGUGUUAUCAAGUUCCUGAUGAGCCGACACUAGAUGUUUCAAAGGCCCCAAUUUUUCUCAUAGACCAGGUUGUGUUGAUUGGAGGAAUUGAGUUCAUUUUCUAUGAGUAUUCUCUUUCUUCCUUGAGAGAAGACAGGAGAAAUCUAUAUUUGGUUCUUUUUGACUAUGUUAUGCACCAAAUAAAUGAAGCAUGUAUAGCUACUGGAAUUUCUGAAUAUAGUGAUGAUGAGAUUCAACUUCUAUCAGCCCUGCUUUCUCUUGCUGAUGCACCUGAGGCUUUUUUCAUUUCUGUUAAACUUGGGUUAGAAGGCAUUGCAGAGCUUUUGAGAAGAUCAGUUUCUGCUGCAUUGUCAAGAUAUUCCAACAAUGAACGACUAAAUACGCUCUUAGAGAACAUAACAGAGAAAUUGGACGCAAUAAUUGGUUCUUUUACUCAUUUAGACAAAGAGUUUUCCCAUCUAAUGCAGAUAACAAAAUCUUACAAGUUCCUGGAAAGCAUUGAGAGUGCAGGCCUAAGAAAUAGUGUUAUCAUGAAAGCAAAGCUUGCAUGGGCUACUUUGCAUUCUCUUCUUCAUUCAGAAAGAAUUGCUUACCGCCAGAAUGGCUAUACCUGGUUAGGCGAUCUGCUUAUUGCAGAAAUUAGUGAUGGAAGGGAUGGGAGUAUAUGGUCGAAUAUCAAUAACUUGCAGCAUAUAAUUGCCCAUGCUAGUGUUCAUGAUUCUUCAGUCGCUUCAGAUGUUCCUUUGUCCAUUUGGCUUAUGUGUGGGCUUCUGAAGUCCAAGGACUAUCUCAUCAGAUGGGGCUUCCUAUUUGUCCUAGAGAGGCUUCUCAUGCGAUGUAAAUUUUUAUUGGGUGAGAAUGAAAUGCAACAGUUAAACAGCAUCAAUGCUGGUCAUGAACAUUUGGAUAGCCGGCUUGAGAAAGCAAAUGCAGUGAUAGACAUUAUGAGCAGUGCCUUAUCUUUGGUAGCUCAAAUAAAUGAAACAGAUCGCAUUAACAUUUUGAAGAUGUGUGACAUACUAUUCUCUCAGUUGUGCCUGAAAGUUCUACCAUCAACUGUGAUGCCAUAUGGAGAGCAUACCCAAGGUGGCACAGCCGAGAGUAAAAAAAUUGAUGGUGCUGAGCCUGUCUCUCAACAAGAGAACAGUCCCCGGAAUGAAUUUGUUGAGGAAACUGAUGGCAGGUCCAGCUACAACAUUAACGGUUCUCUGAAGUGCGAGACAGCAUCAAUGGCAGCCAUGCUUCUGAAAGGACAGGCUAUUGUUCCUAUGCAAUUAGUUGCACGUGUUCCUGCUGUAUUGUUCUAUUGGCCAUUGAUUCAGCUUGCUGGCGCAGCAGCAGACAAUAUUUCACUGGGUGUUGCUGUUGGUAGCAAAGGAAGAGGAAACCUUCCUGGUGCUGCAUCAGAUAUUAGGGCCACUCUUCUAUUGCUUCUAAUUGGUAAAUGCACAGCAGACCCUUCUGCUUUUCAAGAAGUUGGUGGAGAGGAGUUUUUUAGGGAACUUUUAGAUGAUACAGAUUCAAGGGUAGCAUAUUAUUCUUCAGCUUUUCUUUUGAAGAGAAUGAUGACAGAAAAACCUGAUGAGUACCAACACAUGCUUCAGAACCUUGUCUUUAAAGCACAACAGAGCAACAAUGAAAAGCUGUUGGAAAAUCCAUACCUUCAGAUGCGUGGGAUACUCCAGUUAUCAAAUGAUGGGCUAUAGUCUAGUGACCCCUGUGCAAUUUUAUUGCUGCUGAUCUUGGAGAGAGUGCAUUCACGCUAAAAUUGCUGUUCUUUGCUCAACAGUCAUGAUCUUCCACCUGGCAACAUUUGACCAAGUUCUGAACAUCCACAAUUGGAUUGCACUUGAUUUUCUAGGCAUAAAUUGAAAAGCUACUCUGAUUAAUGGAGCACUUCAACCAGGCAAAAAAUUUUGAUUUAAGGAGUAGCAGGUUCCUAGUCCUCCUCCUCCUCCCCAAAUGAAAAAUAAGAAAAAGGCUGAUUAUACAAGUUGAAAUUGGUUUUACCUGGGAAAUCCAUUGUGCUUUUUAUACAUGCACUCUUAUGCGAGGUUCCUCUUUAGUUUAUUCACCCUGACACCUAGGAAAACAUUGAGCUUGAUGAUGCCUGCUUCCUGUAUCUCAAUAAUCAUUAUUUGGCUGUUGGGAACUUCUUCAUACAAUCAUGAAUAGACAUCAUCCGAAGAUUGAAAUCUGGAAACUGGAGGCUUGUUUUUAAAGCCAGACUACAAGUUCAGGAAACUUAUUGGAGUAAUUCUAUUCAUUGAUUGGCCAUCCUUCAUUUUGCCUCCUGUUCAGAUUUUGAGAUCCAACAUAUCUUCAGUAACUGGUGUGCAUUUUGUUUAUAGAAGAUUUCCCCGACAAUAUCAGGAGAGCUUUUUUUUUUUUUUUUUUUUAGUACAAAAUCGUAAUUCCCAUUGUUCAUUCUUUUUUUUUUUUUUUUUUAAUUUAAUUCCAGAAGAUGACAUCAAUGCUGGCUUCUUUUUAAAACAGCCAUCCUUGCAUAAUAAAAACCGAGUUCUUUCUAACUCGGAGGUUUGUUAACUUAAUUGUGAUUAAGGACACACCUUGGAUUUUGUAUGUUUAGAAAAUAGGAUUUUGGUCACAAGGCUUUCUUACAUUUUCGUUGGGGGCAUUGUGUAGAUGUCUGUAACUAAAGACAUCUAUUUUUGCAGCUGAUAUGUUUUUAUUUAUUUAUUUAUUUUGCAAUAUGUAAAUAUUUAAUUUCA